Effrenium voratum is the source of this 2052-nucleotide messenger RNA. Lineage: Eukaryota; Dinophyceae; Suessiales; Symbiodiniaceae. The record is from the annotation of a GenBank genome assembly.
AUGCUCGCCAACCGAAUCGCCCUUCUGGAAUAUGACGUGCCUGGGCCACAGGUCAUUCAUGAACGGAUGGUCAUCGAGCAUGUGGGCGGGGACGACUAUGGGAGGUUGCAGCCAUCAAUGAUGAAGGAAGGCGACUGGCGCAGCAAGAGAGGGCCCAACGUGGAGGUGCCGCGGGGGGGAUUGCUGCGCCGCCCGGAGGAGCCGUGGCCCCGCGAUCUGCUGCUCCGGCGGCAGACGCGGUUCCAACUGGCCCAGGAGCAUUUUCAACUGUCGAUGAUGCUGAGGCAACUCCUGCAAGUUGACAGUAUCAAUGGAUGCAACUCUUUGGGAGUGGAGCUCAUGUUCAGGCGACUUCAGACCAUUGAGUACGCCCACUCAGAGAAGGCCAGGGAGAACGAGUCGAGGCUGUCAGGAGGCAAGUUGGCGUUGGAGGAGCAGUAUGUUUUCGGAUCAGUUGUCCGACAUGCCGGAACCCUGAUGAUUGCGCCUUCGUUGCUGAGCCACGUGAAGGAGGAGACAGAGAAGGAGGUGCUGCUGGCCAAGAAUCUCCGCAAGGCCAAGGAGGAAAGGGAGUUGGCCGCCAAGAAAGGCGGGAAGAAGAAUGCCAAGAAUGAGGAAGGACUGCAGAAAUCCAUCUUCGGAGGCCAGUGUUUGCAGAACUGUUCGACGGAGGCUGGAGAGACGGCAGCACGUGAGUCAGAUGGUGGAGGAGCGUUAGAACAGCUCCGGGCUUUCGACGGGUACGGCGACGACCAGAUGCCGUUGCUGGAGGCAGAUCUGGUGGAAGUCGUGAAGGAGAAGUGGGCAGAGAAGAUAGAGAUCUUCUUUGUUGCCAAGAAGGCCACAGCAGUCCAAUGGGCCGCCAACGCAGAGGGCAUCAGCCACAAUCAGCAGACGGUCCUUCAAGAGGGUCCCUUUUUCCUGCUCGGCCCCACCUACCUGUUGUUCAUGGUCAUUCAUCGGCAGAUUCCAAUGCCUCAGCUGGCCCCCGAUCACCGGAAGAGGGAAGCAAAGAAGGUGAGGAAGAAGAAGGAAGCGCCCGGCCAGCAGCCUGCCUUGAAUCUCGAGAAGCAGGCCAAAAGACAACAACAGCUGGAGCAAGUUGGCAGUCUCGCGAACGCCUCAGUGGGUCCAGUGGCUCUGAGUCGGUAUCAGGCAAUGCGGGAGAGGCUGCAGACGAGCGCCGGUCAAACGAUCAAUGCUCGAGUCUCUGCAAAGCGGAUGGACCAGAUGCUGUGCAAUUGCCUGCACGAGAUGUUUCUGGAGGGCGAAGGGUUCAGUUCAGCCCAGUACGUGGUGGCAGCCGCAUUGUUUUUCUGCCCCCACCUUCGGUCGCCUCGUCAGAUGAUGCUGCCUAUGACCAAACAGUGCUUGCAGGGAUGGAGAAAACUAGACCCACCUUUGUCCCGGCUGCCGCUCCCACACGAGGUCGUGUGUCUGAUGGCCGAGCACUCAAUCAAGAAGAGCAAGAUCGAGGAAGGACUCAUGAUGCAUUUGGCCAUGGAGGCCUAUCUUCGGCCGGGGGAGCUCAACAAGAUCAGAGUGGGCGAUGUGGUGCCGCCGGUAGCCGGCAGCAAGAAGCCGCAGUGGUCCCUGGUCCUUCACCCGACCGAGGAGGGUCAGAUGUCCAAAGCUCAGGAGUUCGACGAGACCAUCAUCUUCGAUCUAGACGAGCAGCCUGCCCUUCUGGAAGCCAUUUACCGUGUCAUGCGGCUGGCGUUCAGGAAUCCUCAGGAGAAGGUAUUCAGUGUGAAGUUCGAAGAGGUCAUGCGAAGGAUGGAAGAGGCAUGCCAGGCUCACAACAUGACAUGUCUGGGCCCGCCACAUGCGUAUCGGCUUCGACAUGCAGGGGCCUCCCGGGAUUUUCUGCUAAAAGCACGCAACAUGGCGGACAUACAGCAGCGAGGAAGAUGGAAAGCGCCGUCCUCAACCCGAAGAUACCAAAAAGGGGGUCGCUUGCAACAGAUGCUGCAUCAACUGCCCAAGGCCGCACGAGAUGCGGCGUUAAGGGCAAGCCAGCGUCGCGUGGCCUUGCUCCGCAGCCUGCGCUGA